CUGCACCAACCCCGUCGACUCCGGGGUGAGCAACUUGACCUGAGCCCCCCCACCCCCACCCCCGCCCCUCGCCGCAGCCCAUGGAGUCCGCCUUCCUCGCGCGCCCGCUCGCCCCGCCGCUCCGCGCCUCCGCCGCCCUCCCCCGCGCAUCCCGCCGCCCCACCCGCGUGGCGGUCGUCGCCGCCGCCGUGCCCGAGCGGAAGCCGCCGGGCGCGGUGGCGUCCACCACCAACUACGUCGUGCCGCUCGACGCCGCCCCGUCUGGGAUCACGCGCCCGCUCGUCGAGAUCCUCCGCGACCUCAACAAGCGCGUCCCGGACACCAUCGUGCGACCCCCGUCCCGACGCGCCUCCGCCUCCGAUCCCGUCAUCCCCUGGUACCAUGCCAACAGGAUGCUCAGCUUUUAUGCUCCAGGUUGGUGUGGAGAGGUCCGCAAUGUAAUCUACACUGACAAGGGAAAGGUGACUGUGGUAUACCGUGUGACUGUACGAGGAACAGACGGAGAGGUUUAUAGGGAGGCCGCUGGAACAGCAUCGCUGAGUGAUGCACGGUUUGACGAUCCUGUGGCCGCCGCAGAGGAAGCCGCGUUCUGCAAGGCCUGCGCAAGGUUUGGCUUCGGCCUGUAUCUGUACCACGAAGACGAGACGCCGUAGCAUUCCUCUAUUCUUGUGCUUGGCUUCUCGCCAGUGUAUCAGAUUGUGUGGUGGGGUUGUGGGGGUUGAUCAAUGUAUGAGAUUAAGCAUUGCCGAGUCAUCUCUACCCUGAUGGUGUAUGUAUCAUCCGUGCUGCACUGUAAAUAUGGAGAGGCAUAUCAAGUUGCUUGUUGUAAUCUCGGUGCAUUAAGCUUGCAAAUAUUUUCAGCUA
Messenger RNA from Panicum hallii, 864 nucleotides. RefSeq names its product DNA repair RAD52-like protein 2, chloroplastic. Lineage: Eukaryota; Viridiplantae; Streptophyta; Magnoliopsida; Poales; Poaceae. Gene Ontology annotation, molecular function: DNA binding. The coding region runs from base 81 to 653 and encodes 190 amino acids. Gene Ontology annotation, biological process: double-strand break repair via homologous recombination. The transcript is spliced from 4 exons. The record is from RefSeq and is a predicted model, not a curated record.